AUGCCUAAACAAAAAACCAAUCAAGGACCUUGUUCUAUUUACAACUGUAACAAAGAAUCUACAAGAUUUAAAAGUUUAACUGACAAUGCUUUUGCAAAAGCAUUAGCUGCAAAAUCUCUUCAACAAUAUUCAUAUUUACAAAUAGAUCAACAAAUUUGCAAUGCUCAUUAUAUGGAAAUUGUUGAAAAUGCUUGGAAUAAUUUUAGAAAAAAUUAUCAAAAUAAUAUUAGUUCAAAUAAUAUUAGUUCAGAUAAUAUUAUUGAAAAUAAUAAUCCUGUUGAUAAAAAAAAUGACAACUAUAAUAUAUAA
Molecule: messenger RNA, 309 nt
Organism: Dentiscutata erythropus
Lineage: Eukaryota; Fungi; Glomeromycota; Glomeromycetes; Diversisporales; Gigasporaceae
Source: the annotation of a GenBank genome assembly